GGAGCUGAACACAGAGAGAUGUCUGAGUUACCUAAAAGAACGAGAAAGACUGUAGCUGCACCUAAGCUGGAGCUGUCUUUCCUGAGUGGGAUGUCAGAUACAGAUGAUGAUUCCCAUGAAGAUGAGGAAGAAUGGAUGCCAGAAGCAAAGGCCCUUCCAGCAAAAAGACAAGCAAGGAAACCUAAAGAACCCACCAAGAAACCUGCAGCAAAAGCAAAGACUGCGGCUGCCCCUAAACCACGGAAGACUGCUGCUAAGAAAGUUAGCAAAACGCCCGCCACAGAUAAAGGAGAAUUUGGACUAACUUCUGAGAGUAAGGACUGUGAUCCAUCAGAAUUCAAGGUGAUAGCAGCACCCUCCAUAAAACAAGAGAGAAAGUCAAUAUCUGUUGAUCAGUCAAUCAAGGAUGAAAAGCCAAAGAAAAGAAAAACACCCCAGAAGCCUAAAUCAAAGCCAGUCAAAGUGAAAGCGGAGAGGAUGAGUCUUGGUAUUGAUGAUUUCCCCUCUACUAGCAGCAAGGAUACGGAUGUCAAAGUGAAGGCGCAGAGGAUGAGUCUUGGUAUUGAUGAUUUCCCCUCUACCAGCAGCAAGGAUACGGAUGGUAAGGUGAAAAAGGAGAGAAGAUCCGAAGAGGAGGAGCCUCCAGAUGACUUCACGUUUGGUCCACCUACAAAAAAGCUCAAGGUUUCUUCUGACACUGUGGGGAAACCGGUGAAAUAUAAGGGCACCAGCUCAGGUCGUGAUGGAACUGACAUGAACUGGAACUUUGUAGAGGUUGUAUCAGAGCGCACCAAUGUUGAACCCUGGGUUUGCGCUAACCUGAUUCAGCUCUUCCAGGAUGAGAACACCAUUCCAUUUAUUGCCCGUUACAGGAAAGAACUCAUCAACAAUCUUGAUGCAGAAGCAGUGCGAGAAGUACAGCAAUCCUUAGAAGAAUUACGGUCUGUAGCCAGAAAGGCCCACUCUCUGAUAGAGAAGCUGAAGAAAGAAGGGAAGCUGAACUCCAAUCUACACAAUGACAUGCUCAACUGCAGGACCUUGGAUGAAAUUGAGCAUGUGUACGCUCCAUUCAAAACAGGAAGCAAAGGAACUAAAGCACAAAGAGCUAGACAGCUGGGACUAGAGCCUGCAGCCAAAGCUCUGAUAGAGACCCCUGUGCAACUCAACCUGCACACUUAUAUCAAGAAUGACACAGAAGGUCUUACCACACUUCAAGAUAUCGAGAUGGGAGUGCAGCACAUCUUAGCAGACAUGAUUGCCAAAGACAAAGACACGCUGGAGCACAUUAGAAACCUGUGUAAACAAAAUUACGUCACUAUCAAUUCAACGUUGGCUAAAACUAUGGGAAAGGAAAAGGAAAAGGAAGGAAAUGUAAAAGAUGUUGACAAGUUCCAUUUAUAUCACAACUUUACCGGCAAUAUAAGUAGAAUUCAGCAUCAUCAGAUUCUGGCCAUUAACCGUGGGGAAAAUCUGAAAGUCCUGACAGUAAAGGUCACCAUUCCUGACAGGGUGAAGGAUGCAUUCUGUAGGUGGUGUGUCAAUGAAAGAUGGAGACCAAAACAGUUUGCAAGGCCGGAGUUCAUGACAAUCCUACGUAAUUCUGUAGAAGAUUCGUACAAGCGCCUCAUUUACCCUCUUCUCUGCAGAGAGUAUCGGUCUAAACUAAGCAGUGAUGCAGAGAAGGAAUCUAUAAUGAUGUUUGGGAGAAACCUACGCCAGUUGCUUCUUGCAGGCCCUGUCAGAGGGCGUACAAUAAUGGGUGUGGACCCGGGGUACAAGCAUGGCUGUAAGCUGGCCAUCAUUUCAGCCACUAACCAGAUCCUUCAUACCGAUGUUGUAUAUUUGCACACGGCGCGUGGCGGCUCGAUGAAUGACGCUGAGAAAAUUAAAAGACUUCUACUGAAUUUCAACUGUUAUACAAUUGCCAUCGGGAAUGGAACAGCAUGCCGAGAAACCGAGCGCUACUUUGCUGACCUGAUUCAGAGAAGGUUUUUUGCACCUCUCAAUGUUGCCUACUGCAUCACUAAUGAAGCUGGUGCAUCCAUCUACAGCGUAAGUCCAGAAGCCACCAAGGAGAUGCCAGACCUAGAUCCGAAUCUGCGGAGUGCAGUUUCCAUAGCGAGACGUGUACAAGAUCCAUUAGCUGAGCUUGUGAAAAUUGAGCCUAAACACAUUGGCGUCGGGAUGUACCAGCACGAUGUCUCGCAGGUGCUUCUGAAAGGCACCCUGGACAGUGUGGUGGAGGAGUGUGUCAGCUUUGUAGGGGUGGAUAUUAACAUCUGCUCUGAAACUCUAUUGAGGCAUAUUGCUGGGUUGAAUUCUGUAAGAGCAAAGAAUGUGAUUGAAUGGAGAGAGAAGAAUGGACCUUUUAUUAACAGAGAGCAGCUCAAGUGUAUAAAGGGUCUGGGUCCGAAGACCUUCCAGCAGUGCGCCGGCUUUAUCAGGAUUAACCAGGAGUAUGUCAAGAACCUGGGCAGGGACCAGUCAGUGGAUCAGAAUUCCAAUGUUUCUGGAUCAAGUGCACCAGCAUCCCAUACUUCUGCACCCAAACAAGGCAAAAAAGCGGCAAAAUCCACACUCAACAUUCCUGCAAAGCCAAACCCACUGGAUCAGACGUGUAUUCAUCCUGAGUCAUACAACAUAGCAGCAAGGUUUUUGAGCAUCGAGGGUGGAAGUGCCAAUGACAUCGGGACAGAGAAAAUUCAGCGGCAAAUUAAUGAAGCCGUCCAAAGAGAAGGAGUUGAUAAGUUAGCUGAGAAGCUGAAGACGACUGUGCUCACAUUGCAGCUAAUUAUUGACGGCCUAUGCCAGCCUGAAGGCUAUGACAUUCGUACAGCGUUUGACAAAACGGAUUUUAAGACCAAUAUCGUCUGCAUAGAAGACCUGAAAGUUGGAACAGUUCUUACUGGGAAGGUAGAAAAUGCCACAUUAUUUGGAGUUUUUGUGGACAUUGGUGUGGGAAAGGCUGGGCUAAUUCCCAUGAGAUUUAUAACAGAGGAUAAACUCUCCAAGGAGAAGAGAAGGAGAAGUCUUGGACUUGGGCCUGGAGAACGUGUAGAGGUUCGGGUUCUAAAUAUUGAUGUUCGGCAAUCAAGAAUCACUUUAGAACUUUUGCGUGUUUUGAAAUGAAGGUGGAUAGACUUGAUGGAUGCACUUAUUUUAACUCAUUAAGUGCCUUUAUAAC
Messenger RNA from Nanorana parkeri, 3184 nucleotides. It is a transcript of the gene SRBD1, whose product is annotated as S1 RNA binding domain 1. The transcript is spliced from 22 exons. Gene Ontology annotation, biological process: translation; nucleobase-containing compound metabolic process. Gene Ontology annotation, molecular function: mRNA binding; structural constituent of ribosome. Lineage: Eukaryota; Metazoa; Chordata; Amphibia; Anura; Dicroglossidae. Bases 19 to 3129 code for a protein of 1036 amino acids. The record is from RefSeq and is a predicted model, not a curated record.